This is a messenger RNA of Rotaria sp. Silwood2, 534 nucleotides long. NCBI's taxonomy places the organism in Eukaryota, Metazoa, Rotifera, Eurotatoria, Philodinida, Philodinidae. The record is from the annotation of a GenBank genome assembly.
AUGUUUAAAACAAUAAUUAUAAUUCAGUAUAUGUUGAUCUUUCUUGUUAAAUUAAACCAUGGAAAAUCACAUCAAAUUGAGGAAUCAUCAUCUUCUCCAACGGCUAUCUUUAUCAAACCAAAAGCAAAUGUUAUGCGUCAUCUUAAUCCAUUGAAACUUUUAUUUGCUGUGGCUCAUAUUCCACAAAGUUCAAGUUAUUCCAUUGAAUGGAAUUUACCACUUCUAAAAACCAUGUUACUUGAAAGUUCAUAUGUUACAGAUGAAGAUAAAGUUUACUUUAUAACGGAAUUUAUUAAUCAUGCUGAUGAUUAUGCUAACUGGUCAGACGAGAAACGAUAUGAAUUAGAACGAUUUACUGAAAAAUAUUUCAAUAUUUACAAAUCACCAGAUAUGUUUUUACCAUUUGUUGAUUGUCCGGCGUUAACUUAUGGUCUUAUGGAUGAAAUGAUUAAUGAUCUUCAACCAAAUCUUGAUGACCACAAACGAGCAGGAAUACGUGCAAAAGCUGUCGGACGUUUAUGCGAGUCAAAAUAA